UUCCCGUCAAAGAUUCGCCAGGUAGGUCCUUCCCGACAAACUUGAGGGGAUGAAAAUGAAUACAGAAAAGUAUAGGGACAUUGCGCCAAAACCCCACAAGAAUUCCAAAGACAAGCAUGUCCCCACCAAAAAACGAGAGGCAAAGAAGAGGCUGGAGUGCCAAAGGCGAUGAAGAUACCGGAUACAACAAGCCACACGAUUUUCCUUGUCAUAUCAUCAUAUCUAUAUUAUUUCAUUGGAUAAUUGUAAGACAAAAUUGAAACCCAUUUUCAGGAUACUGUAGAUCUCACUGAGGAGAAGCUACAGAAGUAACUAUAUUUGAAAAACUCCCAUUUUGAUGCAAUGGUUCGUAACUUGUUGAAUUGGUAAAAUCCCAUUUGAUAGGGUGGAUUAUUUUAGCUAGUGUCGGUGGAACUUGAUAGUAUUUCUUCUUGAGCAAUCGAGUUUUGUUGGGCUGGUUGACAUCACAUUACAAUGUUGCCUGUUUGCUCAGCCACCUCAAGCUGUUCUUAUCAUUCCCAGAUUUCCUUACAUGGAGGAUUGCAUGCCAGUUCCCCAUUCCAGAAGGAUUUUGAGGCCAGAUACAUUGCGGAAUGCAGGGGCUCUCUGGGCUUGUCAUUUGCAAUGCAUUUCCAAAGAGAUUCCUUCAAAGCACAUGCUACAGAGUCUUUGUAUUCUAACUUUGUGAAAAGCACAGAACAAUCAGUCUCCAUGGAUUUUGUUAAUAGGAGUUCCUGCUCAAAUGAAUCAGACUAUCUUAAUUGCAAGUAUUCAGAUAUGUGGAGUUCUUCUACUGGAACUUUAUAUAAACAACAUCCGUUGGGAAUGGUGGAACUGAAAUAUGUAGAAAGCUCUAGCCUUUUGGCCCCUGAUGAGGGACUCAUGGACUUUACUAAUCAGUCGACUGAGAAUGCAAGUAUUUUAUCAGGACCCGUAGAACCUGAAUCCAUUUCAGCUGCUGAUUUAACACCAGAAAAUGUCACCUCUGCAUCUGACUCCCUAGACAUUGAUAGUGAUCAAUUAUCCAGUGUGAAAACUAGUAUUGAGGAUUUUGUUGAUGGGGUUAGUAAGUCUUUCAGUGCUUCAGUCGAUAAGGGAGAAAGUUCUGUUAAAAGCUCACUAGACGCAAUCACUUCAUCAGUAUCUUCUGUUGUUAAAAGUGCUAAUGAAGCAGUGGAUAAUGCUGUUGGCAGAAUGUUUUCAACAAUUGAUCAAACGGGACAAUUAGGUGGCAGUAAAAUGGCAAAUUUUUCAAGCGACUUUAAGGAAGCCACAAGUAAAGGAACUGCUAUUGCUAUUGAUAUUUUGAGACGUACAUUUGUUGUGGUGGAGGAUUCUCUAUCAAGUGGGGCUUCCUUUGUUGUUAGUUCUUACCAGUCUGCCAAGGACUUUCUUCCUCCUGACGUUAGUGAUGCACUAAAUUUGUCUGAAAAGCGAGCAGCAGAGUUCCUGGGGCCUGCCAAGAGUGCUUUUCAACAGGUUUAUAUUGCUAUUGAGGGGUUGGAGGAAAAUCUUGGCUUGGAUCCAAAAGAUCCAAUCAUUCCAUUUGUUAUAUUCCUUGGCACCUCAGCCACUUUAUGGGUCAUUUAUCUGGUGCGGACAUUCAGUGGUUAUGCUGGAGAUUUAUCUCCUGAAUCAACAUUGGAGCUCUUGACAGGGAAGGAGAAUGCUGUGCUCAUUGAUGUCCGACCCGAGGUUAUUAGAGAAAAAGAGGGUAUUCCUGAUCUUCGACGAACAGCUCGCUUUCGUUAUGCAAGUGUGACUCUACCUGAGGUUGAUGGCUCUUUAUGGAAGUUAUUGAAGAGUGGAAAAGAUCUUGAUGAUACCUUAACUGCUGCUGUUAUUCGGAACUUGAAGAUUGUUCAGGACAGGUCCAAGGUCAUUAUUAUGGAUGGUGAUGGUACUCGUUCCAAAGGAAUUGCAAGAUCCUUGAGAAAGCUUGGGCUUAAGAAACCUUACUUGGUUCAAGGUGGCUUUCAGUCUUGGGUGAAACAUGGUCUUCGUAUUAAGGAACUCAAACCUGAGACGACACUUACCAUACUCAAUGAGGAAGCUGAGGCAAUUCUGGAGAAUAUCAAUCCUUCUCGAGCUCAAGUUCUUGGGUAUGGUGUGGGACUGAUUGCGGCAUCGUAUGCACUAUUAGAGUGGGAGAAGACAUUGCAAUUGAUUGGCGUUGUUGGCCUUGGUCAGACCAUUUACCGACGGGUGGCAACUUAUGAGAAUGCUGAAGAUUUUAAGCAAGAUGUCAGGCUGCUGCUUGCGCCUGUUAGAGUUGGAGCUCAGGCAUUUUCGUGGGCUGCUGGGAAAUUGGAAUCAAACGGCAUUGGACUACCAACAUCUCCUUCAUCCUCAGAUGUUAAAAACCGGGUAUUGCAGGCUGCUGCAAAGCAUGAAUCUCAACCGUCUGAUACUGAAGGAAUCCAAGAGUCAUCUCCUGAAUCAACAAUUCCGGUCAAUGACAGUGUAGAUCUCUCCGAAGCAUAAUGUUGAUAUUUCAGCAGCCAACAAAGAACAAAGGUUGAUAUUUUCUAGCAGUAGGCACUGCUUCCAUUAGAGCCUCAUGCUGUAGCUUGAAAUGUGAUCUGAGCUGUUUUAGCAGUGAAUGAAGGUUGAGUUAAUUAACUGAUGAUUCUCUAAGAAGAUGCACUAUAUGGUGAUUGGCCUUUUGUGCAGAAUUAUAGCAUAGUCGUUAUGUUUCAUCCUAAUGAACUGAACUGAGUUUUGUGCAUCUUGCAUAAAACAAUUAUUCAAUUUUCAGUUGAUGCCAACAAACAAGCACCAACGUGGAUAUAUAGGGGAAUCCGUCGUCAUGUACAGAUUUUGGUAGCAGUCAAUGUAUGGUUAUAGUUAGACUGAUUUCAACUUGA
This is a messenger RNA of Prunus mume (Japanese apricot), 2867 nucleotides long. RefSeq names its product Rhodanese/Cell cycle control phosphatase superfamily protein. NCBI's taxonomy places the organism in Eukaryota, Viridiplantae, Streptophyta, Magnoliopsida, Rosales, Rosaceae. Gene Ontology annotation, biological process: regulation of stomatal closure; de-etiolation; cellular response to calcium ion. The record is from RefSeq and is a predicted model, not a curated record.